UAUGGCCCAAAGCUCCUCCUCAACCGGCCUCUUCCUCCUGCAUGUCUUGUGGCUUACCUUACUACUGUGAUGGUGAUGGUGGUGGUGCAGGUGGUGGUGGUGGUGGUGGUGUACAAAAGCCAUCUUGCUCCUGCUCUAUAUCCUGUCGCCCUGUCCUUCCUACCUCUCCCACCCAUCCCUACCUAAGCCUACCCUAUGUGGUGCUCACCAAACACAUGGCCAAUCUCUACCGAAAAAAAAUCAUCAACAAAAAGCUCCUGCGACACCUUGCUGGUGACUGGGAAGAUGUGGAGGCAGCUCGCCAAGUUCGCCUGCGGAAGCAUCGCACUGAGUGUUCCAUCCACACUGGUGGGGAAUCCAGCUCUGAAUCUGAUGAUGAUACUCCUCAGCAUCACCAACAGUCAAAAAGUACCCAGCCAUGUUCUGACUCCGAGUGCUCAAGUGAUUCCAGUAGUGGGUAUUGGGUGGGUGGUGGCCCUACCCAUGGGGAACAGAACCAAGGAUUUAAUGUUUUCUCACCACUGCCAUCAAGGAAAUUGUAUCACCCACCUGCUCCAAGUCAAGCCUCAAGUAAUCUGCAAAAGUGGCGGUUUCAGGCCUCCCCAAUACCAGGCUCUCUUUCCACCUCAGAGGAAUCUGGAGCCUCCAGUGAAGGCAGUAAUCCAUAUGGUUACAUACGCUAUUUCAACUCUGACAAUCCAUCUACCCCACUACAAGAUGAGGAGGGCCCAUGUCGUCGUUUUACUUAUACACAGCCUUCUCAGGAGCCCCAUGUCAUCACCCAGGGGGAAAAGAGCUCUUCUUGUAAUGACUUCUAUAAUAUGUCUGAAGACCCUUGGGCCACUCCAGGUCUUACAGCAUGGGGCCACCAUCGACAAGAACAUCUCCAACAAGUAUCAGAAGACUCCCAGGAUUACUUUCCUAAAGAAUCUUGCAAGAAAGUGGCAGAGCUUCAAGUGCCCAGAAUUAUAGUUCCUGGUCACCCCAGCAGUAAUCUUCCUAGCUUAACCCUUUCCCAGUCACAUCCCACCCUCACUCCCCAACAAAGUGAGGAAGACCAAAGUUUCAUAAGAAUACCCCCAAGGGCUAAGACAGUUCACUCUUCUACUCUCACCAUUCCUGCUGCUCCAAUGUUGCUAGCUGGCCUUGCACACCCCCAAAGAGCAUCAGAGUGUGUGAGUUCAGAGAGCUCUGCCAAUGUAUGCAACAAGACCAUAUAUGAGCCCUCUUCGUCUUCCUGUGAGGGCACCGAUCCUGAAAAAGUCCCUUGGGUAGGCGAGAAAUCAGAAAAGCGGAUGUUUCCCUUCAAGACUAAGCCAGACAUUGCUUAUUAUGUGUCUUCUUGCAGUGGAGAUGAAACUGGGGAGGAUGGUGCUGAUUAUUAUGAGAGUCACCGUAGACCCGAGCCACUUGUUCUGGCAUUAUCACACAGUGAACCCAAUCUCUGCCUUCCAAGCACACAAGAGAUUGAAACUCAAAACAAAUCACCAAAGUAUUCUAGCCAUUAUGUACAGCUGGUCCUUCCUUUGGAGGGCCCUGCCACUAAGGUAUGCAACUGUGAGGCCCACAGCCACCGCUCAUCAGAUUCUGGGCUAGCAGAUGUGAUACAUCAUCUGGAAUGCUGUCCUCUCCGCACUGAUACCCCUGGGCUAGGUCGUGGCUCUGGCACUUCCCACUCUUCUCAUUCCUCCCAGCUCUCCUCUACCAAGUUCCUUCAAGGUCCCUCAUGGUACCCUGUCCGAGCAUUUACCCCUGACAGCUUGUUGCCCACACCAGUGACCUCCCCCAACACAUCUGCUCCAGUGUCUUAUGCUGAGGAUUCCCUUACCUCCUUGCUGGACUCUGUUAGUUUGCAGCACUCCCCAGCUGAGCAGGAGACAGGAGCAGAAGAAGGUGUGUAUCGUUCAGGGUUGUAUGCACACUGGUGGAUGAAGGCAAGUGUGUGUCCUCGCCUUUUGGUCCUUGACCGUUCCAGAAAGGACUACCUCAGGUUUAGAGCAGAAAAGAAACCAGAUGUUCCCCCUAAACCUAGAUUCCUGAAACCUUCUUAUCAUGUCCGACGGGGAGGAAAUAAAGGUGGAGUGGUGAAACCAGUGGCUCGGUGUGCUGCCACUCAGACUAGCUCUUCACCUCCUGCUGAAGAUCAUCAGUGUGCUCACCCUAGGCUCAAGAAAACUUCUUUACAUCUCAGCCCACAAACUUCUCUCACCAUGUCACGUGACCGCAGCUUUGAGUCUCAAGUAUCUCAAAUUUCCCAAGUGACUGUGGUGCCCAGACUCAGGAGAGAGAGGGAGUCCCAGACAGGCUCAGGAGCACGGCCAGGUGUGCAUACACUGCAGGUAUUAGGUAAGAAUUCACAAGAAUCCAGUGGAACAGACCUCUCAAGCCUCCACAGCUUCAGUGAAUCCUGUGAAGGAGCAGGGCAGCAGCCUCACUUGAGAGACUCUUGUGAGGGUCUAGAUGUGGACUUCCAGAGACGUGCAUCCUCACACUCCCUGCACACCACUGCCACUUCCAGCUCAGCCUCUUCUGCACCAUACAAGUCCACAUUAUAUUGGCAUUUGCCUUCUGCUCAUGGAGGGAGUGCCCCGCAGCAGUUUGGUAGUCUCUCAUCACAAAGUAGCAGUGGUGCUACUCUCACCGGAAAUUUAAUCUCUCCCCCCAUGGAAGGAUUCCAAAACUUUGGGAGGCCCACCAUUCCUCCAAAACCUAUACAUCUUCAGUCCUGGCCCAUUCAGCGAUCAAGAAGCCUUCCAAGAUUGCCAGUGCCUACCACCAUCUCUGUCCACACUCAAAGCAAGGAUCACGCCAGUUAGGUGCUACCCUUGGCUGCUGCUCUUGUUGUAUUUCCCUUCCUGAGGUGUUGCUGCUCCCUCACUUGUGGAGGUAGCCAUCCUGCCCAGCCUCCCUUCCCACACAGCAGUAACAGCAGUAAUCAUUAGAACACCCAUAGAGUGGUGUUGCUCGCUCAGAGCCAGGGUGUUCUCCUUCAUUGGGUACGUCACAGAGUGGCAACAACUGAUGACAGAACAAAGUGGACCCUUUGCUUUUUUUAUAUAAUAUUUGAUCCAUUAUGAAGUAACAAUAAUUACAUUUGUUUUGCUUUUACAAAUAAUUCCAUCUGUGUUUAGCUUUAGUUGUGCUGUGGAGUAGCUGAUCUGUAGGAGUAGAGUGUGGUGAUUUCCUGUGUGGCAUAGAGAAUGCAGCUUAGUACUGGUGGUACAGUCAUGGCCAAGAGUUAAACAGCAUUCCACACUCACUUCCACCAUGUUUAAAGUUUUUCCUUAUUCUCAAGUUUUUUGAUCUGCUAAAAAUCUAUCAGUUGUCAGGUUUUGUAAGUAGAUUGUCAGCAGACCAGAUAACUUUAGAUUAAGGAGGAACAUAAAUCAGAGUGAAAGUGAAUGCAGAAAGUUACUCAAAUUGUGACCAUUUCUAUACCCUUACAGGAUUACAGAGCAACUAACAUCAUCAUAAUUUUAUCACUUAUUGAGCCUGUUUAUAAGGAGACAUGCUUUUUUAUUAUUGUGCUGUAGAAUUAGGAAAACUUGCUGUGACUAUAUAUGAAUUCAUGUAAGUAGGUGAUUCACAUUUACCAGUGUCAUCAUUGCUCUUUUUAGAUAGGUCAAGAUUUUAGAUGCAAGAAGUUUGUUAGAGGCAGACUCUUACAUGAUAUUGUGUUCUUCAUCACAAUGCACACUGCUGCAGGAAAUGAGUCACUUUGGUGUAGAAUUUUUUAGAAAACAAAAAUGCCCUUAGGAGAUAGAUUUUAUUACAGGUAUCAUCUAUACUGCUAAUUUUAAUAACAGUUUGAAUAAUUUUGCUAGUGUGUGGCUAACAUCUAUUAUGUUACAGUACUUGUUGUUCACUCUCAACCAUAAACCAACAAAUAAAUCAGAGUUGAUUGACUCUGAGGUAGUGCAGGUACCAUAAUUACCAUCUUGUUCCAGGUGACUAGACAUACCUGCAGAUACCUGCUAAUACCUUGCUCUCCCAGCCUUUCCCCUCCUUCCCUCCCUCCCUCCUUUCCUCUAUCUACUUCUUUCUUAUUGCAUGUUUCUGUGGACAAGCAUGCUUUGGUGUUUUUUGUACAUCUCACGUAAGUUGUGUUGCUUAUUUCAAUUUGUCACUUUCUCCUGAGACUCUGAGGCUGAUUCCUGUGAAAUCAUUUUGCUGUAGCCAUGAGUGUUAUUGACUUACAAUGAAGACAGAUUUUUUUUUUUUUUUUUCUCUCUUUCUAAAUGACUAACCUGUUUUCAGUCAUACUGUAGGUCCAGUUUCUUGCUUGAUUCAGCUCUUAGGGGUGUGUGUGUGUGUGUGUGUGUGUGUGUGUGUGUGUGUGUGUGUGUGUGUGUGUGUGUGUGUGUGUGUGUGUGUGUGUGUGUGUGUGUGUGU
Scylla paramamosain (green mud crab) is the source of this 4392-nucleotide messenger RNA. RefSeq lists its product as uncharacterized. The record is from RefSeq and is a predicted model, not a curated record. Bases 42 to 2816 code for a protein of 924 amino acids. The transcript has 2 exons. NCBI's taxonomy places the organism in Eukaryota, Metazoa, Arthropoda, Malacostraca, Decapoda, Portunidae.